This is a messenger RNA of Monopterus albus (swamp eel), 2099 nucleotides long. RefSeq names its product vacuole membrane protein 1 (gene vmp1). The record is from RefSeq and is a predicted model, not a curated record. The coding region runs from base 8 to 1222 and encodes 404 amino acids. Lineage: Eukaryota; Metazoa; Chordata; Actinopteri; Synbranchiformes; Synbranchidae. The transcript is spliced from 11 exons.
GACUGACAUGGCAGCAAAUGGAGCAAGAUGUGAACAGCGUCAGAAACGUGCAGGAGCUAAAGGAAAACAGAAUGGCAAGUCUGCAGACUUGUCCAUAAGAGAAAGGAGACAGAAGGAUAAGGAAAAGCGUAUGUCUCUGGUGUUAUGGAGGAAGCCUGUUACCACUCUACAUUAUUUCCUUCUGGAAACCCUCAUCAAAUUAAAGGAGUGGACAUUAAAGCUAUGGCAGCGACGAGGCACAGUGUUCUUAAUUUUGGUGUUAUGUUCUCUAUUCUCCAUCGCAUACUCCACUGAGGGAAGACAUCAGCAUUAUGUUCAGUACCUGGAGAAGAGGUUCUUAUGGUGUGCCUACUGGGUAGGCCUUGGGAUCUUGUCCUCAGUAGGCCUUGGGACUGGCCUGCACACCUUCCUUCUCUAUCUGGGUCCUCACAUAGCAUCAGUAACCCUGGCAGCAUAUGAGUGCGGCUCCACAGACUUCCCAGAGCCACCGUACCCAGACCAGAUUGUCUGUCCCCAAGGUGAAGUGGAGGACAGCAUCUCCCUCUUUUCCAUCAUGUCAAAGGUCCGACUAGAGGCCUGCAUGUGGGGUGCAGGCACUGCCAUUGGAGAGCUGCCUCCAUAUUUUAUGGCCAGAGCGGCACGUCAAUCAGGAGCUGAUCCAGAUGAUGAAGACUAUGAGGAGUUUGAGGAGAUGCUUGAGCAGGCUGAGGGCGCUCAGGAUUUUGUGACAAGAGCAAAACUGGGAGUUCAGCAUCUGGUUCAGAAAGUGGGAUUUUUUGGGAUCUUGACUUGUGCCUCAAUCCCUAAUCCUCUCUUUGACCUGGCUGGAAUCACCUGUGGUCAUUUCCUGGUUCCUUUCUGGACCUUCUUUGGAGCAACUCUAAUUGGGAAAGCCAUCAUCAAGAUGCACAUACAGAAACUAUUUGUUAUCAUGACUUUCAGCAAGCACAUAGUGGAGCAAAUGGUGUCACUCAUUGGGUCUGUGCCCAGAGUAGGACCAGCACUCCAGAAGCCCUUCAGUCAGUACCUGGAAGCACAGAGGAACAAGCUGCACCAUGCUGGAGGAAGUGCACCAGCAGAUGAGAACUGGCUGUCAUGGGUGUUUGAGAAGGUGGUGCUGGUCAUGGUCUGCUACUUUGUCAUCUCCAUCGUCAACUCCAUGGCCCAGAGCUACGCCAAGAGGCUGCAGCAGCUGAGGCACUCGGAGGAGAAAACCAAGUGAUGACGAGGCAAAGCGGUACAAACAUCGCAGCGACUGUGUUUGUGCUGCUGUUGAGAGCCCUCCACUCAGCCCCAGCCACUCACAGCUUAACAAACUUAACCCUCAUCCAUUCUCAAAGACGCUGAACCCUAAAAAAAAAAAACAAGCAUUUGUUGGUAUGUGUGCUUUUGAGGAUGUAUGUGCUGUUUACUUUUCAUCCCUCUUCAGGUUUUGUAGUUCUUCCUCUCAUCUCACUCUCUAGGUGUGUGUAGUGCGAUUGACUCUACUGCUGAUCUUAACAUUUUAUUUUAAUGACUAAAUUAACCCAUUCAUUGACCUCAGAAGUAAAGCAGCAGUUUGGUGGUGACUGCUGUGUGCGGGCAGUGCCCAUCAGAAGCUAUGCCUUAUGCAAGAUGGGAAGGUCUGACUUCCCUUGAAUAUAGUUCUUGACUUACAGACUUGAUUUUUAUUUAAUUUUGUAACAUGUAUUGUAUGUAUUGAUGGAUGUUUGUACAGCAUGCUGCCAGGACAACUGCUAUUGAUGGUCUUUCUUUUCAGGGUUAAAUUCUCCUCAUGUUUUUGGUCCAUUUAAACAGUAAGACCAGUUUCUGUUUUUGUGUGGAACUGUCUUUUUAAAAUGGUGGGAAAGAGCAAUAUUGACUUAAAACAGUGUGGUAUUGAUUGUUUGCACAUUGUGUAAAUAUCUUAACGUCUUUCUGACAGUAUGCGCAGAUGUAUUUCUCUGCUAAAGGUCUGUGCUGAGUCAACUUAAAAACAAAAAAGGUGAAAUCAUUUGUAAAGUGAUAUUGUACUCUCAGCUAACUAGUCCCAUUUCUAUUCUGUACAUUUAGGUUGAAACUUUGAUCAGAUCAUAUAUAAAAUAGGUUAACUCAUGGAA